Phytophthora sojae is the source of this 444-nucleotide messenger RNA. RefSeq lists its product as hypothetical. The record is from RefSeq and is a predicted model, not a curated record. Lineage: Eukaryota; Oomycota; Peronosporomycetes; Peronosporales; Peronosporaceae. The coding region runs from base 1 to 444 and encodes 147 amino acids. The transcript has a single exon.
AUGACCACCACGACCGCUGAAGGAUUCGCGACUGGGUUGCUGGUGUUCAUCGGGCCGGCGCAGGUGCCGGCGCUAACGGAACUCUACUACGCCCGUGUCGAUUCCGUGGGUGAGACGACGGCCCGCCUCUCCUUGGUCGACCCGGACGGAGCUGACGAGGAAUUCGCAGAAGAAGUAAGCCUCGACGUGCUACGGCGCCGGGCGGUUAGUCAAGAAGAGAGUGAGCUAUGGCCAGGAUCCUACGUCGGACACCCGAUCGCGUUCAUCCAACCCGAUGGCCCAACCAUGGACCAGUGGGCGUUCGGGUUGGUGACGGGGUACCGUAUGGCCGAUACGGUGCCUUGGCUGCACAUUCGACACGAGAAUGGAGUCUGCAAUGUAGUGGGCCUACCUUGGCUCACUACUACGGCUUACACGUAUGCGCACGUGUAUGAGGAAGCGUAG